Molecule: messenger RNA, 7511 nt
Organism: Loxodonta africana (African savanna elephant)
Lineage: Eukaryota; Metazoa; Chordata; Mammalia; Proboscidea; Elephantidae
Gene: NSMAF
Product: neutral sphingomyelinase activation associated factor
Exons: 31
Coding region: 2342-5218 (958 amino acids)
Molecular function (GO): protein binding
Source: RefSeq, a predicted model, not a curated record
AUUUAUUUGACUCCUACUUGCUGACUGCCCAGUUUCUUAGAAGCUCUGCCUCCUGGCUUUGCAAUUUUGGGCUGGCAGGCAUACUCUAAGUAGGGCUUGUGCCAUAGAAUAUGGAUUGGAGUAACAGAAAUCUGUCUCACAAUCCGAUGUGGCUAGAAUCAAGCAAUCUUUGUAAACCUACAAUUCAUUCCAAAAGCCCAGAAUAUUCUAAGACAACUUUGUUGUUCCCUAAUUUAUCAUUCCUGCACAGAUUCUUACCUGGCUCAACCCUUUGUGAUGAUAAACAGAGAGUACCAAAAUUGUCAAUAAGGUCAUGGUCUCAGGAAUACCCAGUAGAACUGUUACUUUCCUUGGGAAACUUGAAAAGGGACUAUUUUAGAGGUUAUCCAUGAAAGGCCUCACCUUUUCAAAGUUAUGAGUUUGUUGGCUCCUUUGAUGCUGGCUUAGGAAUUUUAGAUUUCUGUGGAUAACCAAGCCCUCAUGGCACAGUGGUUAAGAGCUCAGCUGCUAACCAAAAGGUCGGCAGUUCGAAUCCACCAGCCCCUCCUUGGAAACACUGUGGAACAAUUCUACUCUGUCCUGUAGGGUCACCAUGAGUCGGAAUCGAUGCUAUGGCAACAGGUACAGAUAACUGCGUAAUGGCUCCAGAAAAGGAGAAACUUGAAGUUAGCUUUUAUUUUUCUUAGUGUUAACUUGAUGCCACUGGGUUUAAAAUAAUAUUUCUACGAAAAUGGAAGCAGAGAGCUUGGUUGGGAGAUUCUUACAGUGGUGGCUUAGACCAAGGUGGUGGCAGAGGAAAUGGAGAGACAUGGAUGGAUUCCAGAUAUUUUUGGGACGUAGAAUUGGUAGGUCUUGGUGUGAUAGAUUGCAUGUAAGAAGUGACAGAGAAAGAAGCAGGGGUGACUCCCAGGUAGAGUUGUCAGAAAAAAUGCCCAGUUAAAUUUGAAUUUCAAAUAAACAACAAAUUUUUAGUAUAAAUAUUUGGGACAUACUUAUACUAAGAAAUUAUUUAUCUGAAAUUCAGAUUUAGCCGGGAGUCCUGUUUUCUUAUUUGCUAAACAUGUCAAUCCCAUUCCCAGGUUUCUGGCUUGAAUAGCUAUGCAGUGGUGCCGUUUAUUUAUCAGGAUUAUAAAGAAACGCUUUGAUAAUUUUCAAGAUUAAAAAACAAAGGGAAUGCUCUUUUUGGCCAUGCAGAUUAAGUACACUGAUAUCCUGAUGCAGUGCAACAGGUUUCUCUUUAUAUGUCAGCCUUUCUUGCCCUGAGUUUGUAGUUUUCCAAGAUGAUUUGCUAGGCCACAGUCUUGUAGAGCAAUUGGACAGUUCACUAUGUAAAUAAGGUAAAUAAAACUGUUAUGGGGAUUGGUUGAUUGCUAUGCAAAUUAGGUGACUAUGGCCUACCUAGGGGAUUGGUCAGUUCAUUGUCUUGGUGGGAGGAACAGGCUUACAAAAAGCCCAAUCCCACCGAAGUUGAGGGGGACCUCACUACCAUCAAGAAGAGGAGCCUGGAGUAAGCAUGUCCUUUGGACCCAGGGUUCCUGUGCUGAGAACCUCCAAGAUACAGGAGAGAGAGUUGUUUAAGACUGAAGACGAUACAAGACUGCACAGAGGAGGCAACCGCAUGAGUGGUGCGAACCAGUAGACCAGCAGGACUUGGCUGCAGUGGGCUUGCCCACUGUCAUGGAUUGAAUAGUGUCCCCCAAAAAUAUGUGUCAACUUGGUUAGGCCAUGAUUCCUAGUAUUCUGUAGUUGUCUUCCGUUUUGUGAUUGUAGUUUUAUGUUAAAGAGGAUUAGAGUGGAAUUGUAACACCACCCUUACCCAGGUCACAUCCCUGAUCCAAUGUAAAGGGAGUUUCCCUGGGGUAUGGCCUGCACCACCUUUUAUCUCUCAAAAGAUAAAAUGGAAAGGGAAGCUAGCAGAGAGGGGGACCUUAUACCACCAAGAAAGCAGCACCAGGAAUAGACUGCCUCCUUUGGACGUGGAGUCCUUGUGCCUGAGAAGCUCCUCAACCAGGCGAAGAUUGAGGACAAGGACCUUCCUCCAGAGCUGAUAGAGAGAAAGCCUUCCCCUGGAGUGGACGCCCUGAAUUUGGACUUUUAGUCUGCUUUAAUGUGAGGAAAUAAAUUUCUUUUUGUUAAAGCCAUCCAUUUGUGGUAUUUCUGUUACAGCAGCACUGGAUAACCAAGACACCCACCCAUGGAGCUCUCACUAAGCACCUUUGGGCAGCAGGCUUGCUGGUAUCAGAAACGGUGAAAAAUUGGGAGAGUGGAGAUAUGUCUGAGCUCCACCUCAAGGGCUCAGCUUUGGGCUGGUGGUGAUUCUCAUCCCUCCUCGUGAAGUUAGAUGAAGGCUGAUCCCGCUAAAUUUUCCUUGCUGCUGCUUACUUUGGAGGAGUACUAUUUUGAACAGCACACAGCUAAUCAUAUUCAGCACAAAGGCAGCCCGAGUGAAAGGAAAAUCAGAGGCUCCUUAAAAAUAUGCUCCAAGUCAGUGAUUUUUGAACCAGAUGCAAUAUCCCAGCCCAUUAUUAAGAUUCCUUUGAGAGAUUGUAUAAAAAUAGGAAAACAUGGAGAAAAUGGAGCCAGUAGACACUUUGCAAAGGCAAAAUCUGGGGGAAUUUCACUCAUUUGCAGUCAGGUAUAUUUCAUUAAAGAACAUAACAUUGUUGCACCAUAUAAAAUAGAAAGGGGCGAAAUGGAAUAUGUCUUUGAAUUGGAUGUUUCAGGAAAAGUGGAAGAUGUUCUGGAGAACUUGCUUCAGCUCCACAGAGCAUCCUGCCUUGACAAACUGGGGGAUCAGACCGCCAUGAUAACUGCUAUUCUGCAGUCACGUUUGGCUAGGACAUCGUUUGACAAAAAUAGAUUCCAAAGUGUUUCUGAAAAGCUGCACAUGGAAUGUAAAGCAGAGAUGGUGACGCCCCUGGUGACCAACCCUGGGCACGUGUGCAUCACAGACACAAACCUGUAUUUCCAGCCUCUCAAUGGGCACCCGAAACCUGUGGUCCAGAUAACACUCCAGGAUAUCCGCCGCAUUUAUAAAAGGAGGCACGGCCUCAUGCCUUUGGGCUUGGAAGUAUUUUGCACAGAAGACGAUCUGUGUUCCGACAUCUACUUAAAGUUCUGCGAACCUCGAGAUAGAGACGACCUCUACCAUUGUAUUGCUGCGUAUCUAGAUCACAACAAAAAACUCAGCUUUCAUGAGCGCCACGUGGCCGAGCACACUGCCGAGAGCUACAUGCUGCAGUGGCAGCGGGGCCUCAUCUCUAACUACCGGUACCUGCUGCACCUCAACAGCCUGGCUGACCGGAGCUGCAGUGACCUCUCCCAGUACCCCGUGUUUCCGUGGGUAAUAAGGGACUAUCACAGCUCUGCACUAGACUUGUCAAAUCCAGGAACCUUCCGGGAUCUUAGUAAGCCAGUUGGGGCCCUAAAUAAGGAACGGCUGGAGAGGCUGCUGACACGCUACCAGGAAAUGCCAGAGCCAAAAUUCAUGUAUGGAAGUCACUACUCUUCUCCCGGUUAUGUCUUGUUUUAUCUUGUUAGGAUUGCACCAGAGUACAUGCUGUGUUUACAGAAUGGAAGAUUUGAUCAUGCAGAUAGGAUGUUCAACAGUAUUGCAGAAACUUGGAAAAACUGUUUGGAUGGUGCCACAGAUUUUAAAGAGUUGAUUCCUGAAUUCUACGGUGAUGAUGUCAGCUUUUUAGUCAAUAGCCUGAAGUUGGAUUUGGGAAAGAGACAAGGAGGGAAAAUGGUUGAUGAUGUAGAACUUCCCCCAUGGGCAUCGAGUCCUGAGGACUUUCUCCAGAAGAGCAAAGAUGCAUUGGAAAGCAGUUACGUGUCAGAGCAUCUUCACGAGUGGAUUGAUCUCAUAUUUGGCUACAAGCAAAAAGGGAGUGGUGCUGUUGGCGCCCAUAAUGUGUUUCAUCCCCUAACCUAUGAAGGAGGCGUAGACUUGAACAGCAUCGAGGAUCCUGACGAGAAAGUAGCCAUGCUGACCCAAAUCUUGGAAUUCGGGCAGACGCCAAAGCAGCUGUUUGUGACCCCGCAUCCUCAAAGGAUCACCACAAAGUUGAAAAGUUUGUCUCAAACAUCCAGUCACAACGCAUCCAUGGCCGAUUCCCCAGUGUCUGCAGGUGAAGAGUCCUUUGAAGACCUGACCGAAGAAAGCAAAACCCUUGCCUGGACGAACAUCACCAAGCUGCAGUUACACGAGCAGUAUAAGAUCCACAGAGAGGCAGUAACUGGAAUAGCGGUCUCUUGCAAUGGCUCAUCAGUCUUUACCACGUCCCAAGAUUCCACCUUGAAGAUGUUUUCUAAAGAAUCUAAAAUGCUACAACGAAGUAUAUCAUUUUCGAAUAUGGCUCUGUCAUCUUGUUUGCUGUUACCAGGAGAUGCCACUGUCAUAAGUUCUUCGUGGGAUAAUAACGUCUAUUUUUAUUCCAUAGCAUUUGGAAGACACCAGGAUACAUUAAUGGGACAUGAUGAUGCUGUGAGUAAGAUCUGUUGGCAUGACAACAGGCUGUAUUCUGCAUCAUGGGACUCUACAGUGAAGGUAUGGUCUGCCAUUCCUGCAGAGACACCCAGCACCAGAAGACAGCGCUUUCAUCUGCUUGCUGAACUGGAGCAUGAUGUCGGUGUAGAUACAAUCAGUUUAAAUGCUGCGAGCACACUGUUGGUUUCAGGCACCAAAGAAGGCACAGUGAGUAUUUGGGACCUCACUGCUGCCACCAUGUUGCACCAGAUACCGUGCCAUUCAGGGACUGUGUGUGAUGCUGCUUUUAGCCCAGACAGCCGUCAUGUCCUCAGCACAGGAGAAGACGGUCGCCUUAACGUCAUAGACGUGCAGACUGGGAUGCUCAUCUCGUCCCUGCCUUCAGAAGAGCCGCAGAGGUGCUUUAUCUGGGAUGGAAAUUCAGUUUUAUCCGGAAGUCAGUCUGGUGAACUGCUUGUUUGGGACCUCCUUGGAGCAAAACUCAGUGAGAGGAUUCAGGGCCACACAGGUAAGCAAUUAGGCAUUUGUCUCAACCUCCCUCUUCCGUCAGGUAACAUCAUCACAGGCCCAUGUUCUCUCCUCGGUGUCAGCGUUGGGGCAGCCAAGGUGAUCAGCACUGCAGUGAAGCAGGACUUAUGUAGACAGACAUUUGACUCCCAAAAGGAAGUCUUUACAUUAACUUCCAGAUGGAGGAUUAAAAACCAUAGUAAAAGUUGUAACAGUAUUUAAAAAAAAAAAUAUAUAUAAUACAUGGAUAUAGUUAAAACAAAAACAAAUCAAAAUUAGUAAAUUAGUCAGUCGUCCCCCGACUUGCCUUCUACCUUCCAGGAUGUUUAGUUCAUGCGUCCGUCCUAUGUGUGUGUCCUCUUACUGCGGAGGGGGGGUGUGUAGAAUAUAUAAAGUAUAACAAUUGUUCUGCCCUUGCUUUUCACACUGAGUGGUGUCUCUUAAGAGUCACUGUAUCGUGUUUGCUGACAUUACAUGCUUUGCUCUCCAUCAUUUGGAAGAUUUCGUUUUAAUUCUCCUAGUAUUCUCCGGUACCUGUUGACUUCCCACUUUUAUUCCCUUUCCUGUAUCACUCUGCUUUGGAUGGUUAUAUUAUUUCUUUACGUUAUACCUUAAAAAAUUACGUAUCUGUGCCUUUUUUCGUCAAUAACAUUUGACCCCUUCCAGUGGAAAAGUAAGGUGAACCCGCAUGCUGUGGCCGGUUGCCCUUCUGCCUCCUGACUUCGCCAUAUCACACGCGUGUUGUCAGGGGAUGUGUUUGCAUUCUGUUCUGGACCCAUAAUUCCCAGCUGUUUCGGCUUUAGAUGUAUACUUAAAUGGUUUCUUAUUCCUUCCUCACAAGUUCUUUAUAGCUAUUAUUUUUUUAUACAAAGAUUUUAUUAUAGGACGAGAACCAGACGAGGUGGGACUUCACUUUUUGGGUAAAUGAAUUGGAAGCUACGUCUUUGGGGGCUGGCUCUCUGGUCACCUUACUGCUGAAGCGAUGUGUUUUUCUCUCAGGUGCUGUGACCUGUAUAUGGAUGAACGAGCAGUGCAGCAGCAUCAUCACGGGAGGGGACGACAGACAGCUUAUGUUCUGGAAACUGCAGUAUUAAGUGCCUUUUCCUCUCCUGGAUAAGCUGAAUUCCAUUUAAUGUCUUUUUAAACCAAACUUUUAAAUGAACCGGUGAACAUGCAAUGACGGUCAUCAGAAGUUUUACCGCAUGGAAAAUUUGUGGUUUUAAACUUUCUAAAAUCAUGACUUCACUGAAGUCAUUAGUUGCCAUCUUCUGAGGCGGAUAAAGAUACAGCAGUAUUUGGGAGAAAACAUGACAUGGGUUGUAAGGCAGACGGUCGCCCCAGCAGGAUGCUCUGAGUGACAACAGCUCAGAGAGGCUAAACUGGGGAAACCAUCACAAAGCACUGGACGGUUUAGACUUUCCCAGGAGCGUGUGCAGCUCCGUUUGCCAGUCGAGCCACUCUGUUUGUCUUCCUGAUCUACCAUAAUUGCUACCCAUGGGUUUUGGGUGUGUUUUCAAGGAAUGGCUACUUUCUAUAACCUGCUGUACCCAGAUUCUAAGUUUACUGUGUAUAGGAGUGGUUUGUAUUUCAUUAUAGCUAUUAAAUGUUCAUCUUUUCUACGAUAUUAAAAUUAUUUUUAUGUAAUAAAAGCAGUUUUCAUUUUCUUACCUGAAUGACUUACUACAAAGACUAGUAGCUUCUAAGAUUCACAGUAUUGAUCUGUUCUAGAAAAUCCUACUUAGUGACACUAAUGUAGUUCUCAGACUUUUAGAACUAUCUUCACACCCAAAUCUAGAUAGCAGAGUAGAUAAUUAAACUGGGAAAUGCUGUGUUUUGCCUUUUUAAAUUAGACAAGCUCAGCUAUAAAGCAAGAGUUCUGAUAUCCUCUUAAAGUCAACAUCUGAACCACAGCAGUUAUGGGAUUUAAUUUUUCCAUACACUUUAAAAACACUGUAUGUUCCUAAGUAUCGGGUAGGUAGUAUGGCAUAAGGGAAAGAACUCGAGUCACGCCAGGGCAGUAGUUUUCUAGUUCUAAAUGCCAUUAAACAUGACGUGGUCUCUAGUGUGGCCUCAGUACCCCCUGGUGCACGGUCUGCACAGCCCUGGUGUGACCAGCUUUGUUGGCCCUUUAGUUCUUGUGCCCUUCAGUCUGCAGCUCACAUCUGGUACUGCCAACACGACACCGAGGGCUUUCCACAGUGCACCUCAGUGCUAGCUAGCUGCUUUGGGAGAUGACUCCCUACAGGACCAAGGUGAAUUUCACUUCCCUAUUUCCAAAGUCAUGCACAAGUUUGGUGAAAACCAAUGAGAGCUUUUCAAUGAUGAAGUAACAGUCUGAAAUUUUACUUUAUUUAUACAUAUUUAAUUAGAAUAGAAUAGGCAUAAAACAAAGUAUCAGGAUAAAGUGUUAGCGCCAUUUUGUUGGCAGGGCGAAGUCAGGAAAUGGAACAAAUUACCAGAGACGUUCUAAGAUGAUUCCAAAGUAGCUCGAUUAUAAAAAAAAAAAUAAUAAUAA